Molecule: messenger RNA, 987 nt
Organism: Branchiostoma floridae (Florida lancelet)
Lineage: Eukaryota; Metazoa; Chordata; Leptocardii; Amphioxiformes; Branchiostomatidae
Product: tripartite motif-containing protein 2-like
Exons: 2
Coding region: 1-987 (328 amino acids)
Biological process (GO): proteasome-mediated ubiquitin-dependent protein catabolic process; protein polyubiquitination; negative regulation of translation
Molecular function (GO): zinc ion binding; protein binding; translation repressor activity
Source: RefSeq, a predicted model, not a curated record
AUGGCGUCUCGUCCUGAAUCUGCGUACAGACGAAAGAUCCCGAAAGAUCAUCUCUCCUGUUGCAUCUGCAGCGAGCCUUACACAAGGUCUAAGGCACUGCCAUGUCAGCACAGCUACUGCCAGGAGUGUUUAGAAAACCAACAGAGGGUAUCAACAGGAAGGUCGCUCAGAUGCUCAGUGUGCCGCCAUCUUGUAACUUUGCCCUCUGAGGGAGUGGCAGGGCUUCCUAACAACCAUGAUCUGGCCAACCUGUGUGAGGAAUUGUCCAAGAAGAACAGGUGUGGCUUCCACCCAACAAAAGAUGUAGAUCUAUUUUGCCAGCAGUGCGAGGUGCCAGUUUGUAGUGAAUGUAUCGGGGAUGGCCACCCUGGGCACAACGUCACAGGUAUUAAACAGGUAGCAGAACAGAUAAAAGCCAACAUCAGGGCACAGCUCAACAGUGGACAACAGAAGAUGGAAACCUUCUCAGCAUUCCUCACAAAGAUUGAAGAUGUACAGAAAAGGCUGACAGACAACAAAACACAAACUCAACAAGAGAUAAACAAAGCUUUUGAUGAACAGUUCAACACCAGAAUCCAGGCGUUCACAAUGGAUGGUGUUUAUAUCAGAGAGUUCACAACAACUCUGCCAGGGGAAACUGGUGAAAAGUUAAAACCACAUGAUGUUGCUGUAUAUCUGGUAUCUGACAUCAAUAAUCACUGUGUCCAUGUCUUGGACAGAGAGGGGAACUUCAAGUUCAAGUUUGGGAGUGAGGGAUCUGAUGACAGUCAGUUGAAGAAACCUCAGGGCAUUUGUGUUGGUGGGAUGGGAAACAUCAUUGUGGCCGACAGAGGAAAUGAUUGUGUGAAAAUGUUUGACAGUCAGGGCAGAUUUCUGUGUUACAUUGGAAGUGGUAUGAAGAGUCCCUGGGCUGUUGCUGUGUCACCAGGUGGAGAUGUGGUGGUGACAGAUUAUGAGAACACUGUAUCAGUCUGGACACAGGGUUAG